CAGUUAGGACACGGUGAUAGUUUAUAUUUGGUUUCUAUGGAAAAUGCUCACUACUGGACGUUAUGUAAUGUAUGCAUGGCGUGCGUGAGACCGUUUUGGCGCCAUUAAUAAGAGUCCGUUAGUACUAGCAGCUAUUAACUCUCAACCUAAAUUAGGUUAACUGUCAAACCUGUCUAAAUAUGAGUUUUUCGGCAGGUAAGACAUAAGGACGAGGUUCGUCCUUUAAUAUUGAGGAUAUUAUGAAACCUCCCAUGAUUGAAGGUGCUAAUGGAAAACCUAAAGUUGAGCAGCUAAUGACCAAACUCAGAAUGCUGCAACAAGGAAAUAGGGUUCUGGAGGAUGAGUUAAAGGAGGCCCAGUCAACCAACGAUUCCCUGCAACUGGAGCUGGACACCGUGCAGACAAAGGCUUACCAACUGGAGGGAAUCCAUAAAGAGACAGAUGAGUCAUGCAGGGUCCUGCAGUUCCAGUGUGAGGAGAUUGAGCAGGACACCAACAGACAUUUACAGCUGAACAGGAAGAGUGAGGGCCUGGUGGAGCAGUACAGGUGUCAGAUCCAGGAAGCCAAGCUUAAAUGCAGGAAACAACGGAUGAGGUUUGAAAACCAACUUCAGCAGCUGAUAGAACAGCACAAGAGUCUACACUCAGUCUUUACCACCGAGAGACUGCCAACUGAAAUAGAGACUGUAGAAAACACCCAGUCUCAUCUGCUGACGGCUGAGCAUCUAAAGUUGCUUCAACUACGCCAUCUAGAGGAGGAGCUGGAGGAGCUUACAAAACAAACGUAGCCAGAGGCAGAGUAAGGAAGACUGCGUAUGUUUUAAAUCACACAUAUCUGCUUCCUCUUUUGGUACACUUUAGAGAUACCGUCAUUUAAU
This is a messenger RNA of Osmerus eperlanus (European smelt), 878 nucleotides long. RefSeq lists its product as uncharacterized. Gene Ontology annotation, biological process: synaptonemal complex assembly. The record is from RefSeq and is a predicted model, not a curated record. Lineage: Eukaryota; Metazoa; Chordata; Actinopteri; Osmeriformes; Osmeridae. Gene Ontology annotation, cellular component: synaptonemal complex. The transcript has 10 exons. Bases 240 to 788 code for a protein of 182 amino acids.